AGCUGUUUGUCUCAGGCCGCCGCGACGUUUGUGGGCACCGGGUCCUGGGGAAGGGAGGACGAUGUACCAGAGGAGCGCCGGCGGCAGCGGCCUAAAGUGAGCCUUAAGGCCGUGCGAGCGAAGGCGUCGCCGCCGAGUCAGCCCCGGCGCCCGGUUUCCUCGGCGCCCGUCCGGCUGGCCCCGCCGCUCUGGCCCCGUCAGGCCCCUUUUCUCUGCGCUGCGGCGGGCGGAGGCGGCGGAAGGAAAAGCCCAUGGAAGGGAACCGGGACGAGGCGGAAAAAUGCAUCGGGAUCGCGCGAGAGGCCCUGGAAACCGGCAACCGAGAACGGGCGCUGCGUUUCCUCAAUAAGGCUCAGAAGCUCUAUCCGACAGAGACCGCCAAGGUGUUAUUAGAGGCAAUUAUGAAAAAUGGGAGUGCUGCUGGAAGUGGUACUCACUGUCGAAAACCAGCAAGUAAGAAUGAUAAAAGUAAAACUAACAGCAUGAAGGACAGCAGUGCAUCUGCUGCAGGUGAAAUUGGCAAGACUUACACCAAGGAGCAAAUUGAAGGAGUACAAAGCAUAAAAAUAUGUAAGAAUUACUAUGAGGUCCUUGGAGUGUCAAAAGAUGCAGGUGAAGAAGACUUGAAGAAAGCUUAUAGAAAGCUUGCUCUGAAGUUUCACCCUGACAAAAAUCAUGCACCGGGAGCAACAGAAGCUUUUAAAAAGAUUGGAAAUGCAUAUGCUGUGUUAAGUAAUCCAGAAAAACGCAAACAGUACGAUAUCACAGGCAGCGAAGAUCCCUGCAAUCAGCCAGGCAAUGGUAGAUUUAACUUCCACAGGGGAUGUGAAGCAGAUAUCACCCCAGAGGACCUCUUCAACAUGUUCUUUGGAGGAGCCUUUCCAACAGGAAGCGUACAUUCUUUUUCUAAUGGACGGUCUGGGUUUAGUCACGAUAAUCAGCAUCGUCAUAGUGGACACGAAAGAGAAGAUGAAAGGGGUGACGGAGGGUUCUCCAUGUUCAUUCAGUUGAUGCCAAUUAUUGUGCUGAUCUUUGUUUCUUUACUUAGCCAGUUGAUGGUAUCUAAUCCUCCUUAUUCCUUAUAUGCAAGAUCGAGUUCAGGGCAGACUAUCCAGAUGCAGACAGAAAAUCUGGGUGUUGUUUAUUAUGUCAACAAGGACUUUAAAAAUGAAUAUAAAGGUCCAAAUUUGCAAAAGGUGGAAAAGAGUGUAGAAGAAGACUAUGUCUCAAAUAUUCGAAAUAACUGUUGGAAGGAAAGACAACAAAAAACCGAUUUACUCUAUGCAGCAAAAGUUUAUCGGGAUGAUCGCCUACGAAAGAAAGCAGAAGCUAUUUCCAUGGACAACUGCAAAGAGCUAGAACGAUUAACCAGUAUCUAUCGAGGAGGAUGAGCUAAAUUUUUGACCUAUACUGCUUGAAGUACAUGCUUUCUAAGAAAAAUACUAUUUCAUCAUGACAACUGAAAAGGAGAGAUGUAAAAAAUUCACUCUGUAGCUAUUUCCAAAACCUUACCCUGAAGUUUCAAUAUCAUUUAAUAGCCUCUUUGUGUAGUCUGAAACAUAGGACAACGAUUGUUUACAUCAUUGAAUUGUCCUUAAUAUUUUACUCCCAAAACUUCUGAACUUUUCCACAAGAAAGAAAGCAUUUUGGACAAGCACUUCCACUAGAAAUGUAGAUGUAGUGGUUCUCUUAUUCAAAUACUUGCCAUGUAAAUAUAUGUGAGACAAUUACUUAUAUGUAUAUAAAAAUGUUAUGGACAUCUGAAGGCAUUUAGAAUAUUAAAAGUUUCAAUCUUAAUAGGUGGAAUAAAUAAUAUGACUACAUUAUUAUUCAGAUGUCAGGUAGGUGGAACUAAAGAAAAUUGAGGUUUUAGGUUUCUUUUUUCAUUUAUUUUCUCCUCAUUAACAAAAUUAAGAUCGGUGCUGGAAGAGAGAAAUGUUGCAUAUUGAAUGUACUUGAGUUCCUAAUAGCAGAAUAUUUUGGUAUUCCAAAAGAAAUCAAUUAAGCAAAAGCUGUUUUUCAGGCUCUUCCUUAGUUUGAUUUUUAUUUCAUUUUUAUUUAAAUAAUAAUCAUCCAAUAAUUUUGGAGUGUUUUUAAUCAGCUCCAAUUUCUAUUUUGCUAUCAAAAAUCAGUUAAGACAGUUGUUCUUAAAGUUCAGCCUUGUGCCUUUAUUUUGUGGUUAGUUGGUUCAUCUUAUUUCUGAAUUGUUGCAUCAAUAUUAAUAGAAGGCAUCAAGGACGUUAAAGUCAUAAUGUAGCAAGUUCAGGCCAUAUGUAUAUGAAGGGUAACACUAAUGAUAAAAGUGAUCUUCUAAAGAUCAUUUAUGACAUACUGCUUAUAUAACCACUUUUGCCAGUUUAAAUUUAAUGUGAUUUUGAAAGAACUGAAGAUAAGACAUGGAAUUUCAGAACUGAAUUUAUAUGUUUAUAAGCUACCAUAUAACUAAUACAGAAAAAUAUUUAUUUUUUACAGCCAAUGUGGGAUAGACUAGAAAGUAGCUUUCACAUGAAUUGGCACAUCACUGUAAAAUAAGGAUGCCAUUUUUAACUGAAAGAUAGUACUUCAGACUUAUUUCAGUGAAAUAACUUGCAUUGUGGUCUGCUACCUAUAAAAUUUAGUUUUGAAAACCUGUAAUUGUUCAUAGGUGGCGCUUAAAUUUCUUAGUACUGACUCAUAAGGUCACAUGAACAGUUUCAUUACUGCUAGGGAACAAAAGCCUAACCAAUAUGUGAGGGGCUUUUCUUUUAAACAGAUAUAUAGCCACAUUGUUUCAGAACUGCUAUUUUAAUAGUAUUUCAACAUUUUUGUAAAAAGAGAGAAAUGUGAAAUGAGUUUUGGGUAAAAAAAAGCAUUCUGGGAACAUUCCCAUUAGAACAUUUGUUAGAUAGCAAGUUUCUUUGUUGUUCUGAAUUAGUUUAAAAAUGAAAUUCAGUUAUGAACUUCACUGAAAAAAGCAAGCCUACUGUAAUCUUAUUUUCCUUCAUCUGCAGUCAAAUUGUUGGAUAAAUAGUAUAUGUAAGAUUCUGUCAAAUUAUUUUAGUUAUGUCUUCAGUUUUAUAGAGGAAUAAACAAUACAGAUUCCCUGUAAUUUUAGUUAUCUAUUUCAUUAAUGAAUUCAGCUUAUUUCGAAGAUCACUCAGGCUUUAGAGUUGCAAAAAAAUUGUUUUUAAUUUUGUGCUAAUAACCUUAAGUUCCAUAUGAAUACACCAACCCUGGUCUCUAUCUGUUCCUCAUAGAAAGAAAUGGUAAGGACAGAAAUAGAAAACGUGGUAAAUCAAUUUUUUUAAAUGUGAAUGUUCAAAAUUUUGUAAAUUGGUUCAAAAAUCAAUUUAGAUCACCUAAUGUCUCAUAAAUGCUCCUUCACUUAAUUCCAAGUAAAGAAGUUACAGUGAAUUCAAUAUUUUCUAUAAAUUCAUGAUUGCAAGUGUAGAUAGUUUCAUAACUUCCACACAUGAUUAUUUUUAUUUGAAUUGCAUAUUGGAGCCUAACUAAAUGUUGUGUGAUAAAUUUUUGCAAUAACAUGUUCAAAAAUCAUUAAGCAAACUUGGACAAAUUUUCCAAGUAAUCUGAAGUUAAAUGCAUUCAUGGUACUGGAAUUUAACAGAUUCUGCGUUGAUAGAGAAAGCUUUGAAAACCUGCAGUUUAGCCAGUAAAUAAGCUGAAUGUAUAUAAGACACUUCUGUGGUCAUCAAAAAUACUUAGUAACUUUCAUUUGUUAGCUGAUUUUCAAGAUUUCCAUAAUCUAUGGGCUUGGAUCUAAAGAUGCAUUUUCAUUAGGAAGUUGUAUUUGAAAGUGACUCUCUUUAUAUUGAUUUUUCUCACCUGCUGCAGCUCACAAUAUACAAUAAUACUUUAUCUUAAUCUCUUAAAAGCAGGUGCUUAGAAAAUUGCUAGUAAGUGUAGUAGAAAGCCUGCUUGUUCAAAUUGCGCCUCUAAAAUCCAAGCCCACAGUGCUGUAAUAAAACGGUGAAAUUAAUGGAACUUGUUCUCAAAUAAUAUAUGAGAUUUGGAUCUCCAAGGGUGAACUACUAGUUUAUAACAGACUAAUUAGCCCUAUUUAUGUGCAGAUAUAUACUAGAAUGCUUAUACUUACAAAUUGUAUUAAUUUAUCCCUCUGGUCAGGGUUAAGGAUGUAAUAAAUUAUGUUGGUUAUUUGCAUCAUACCUUCCUUUAUGUUUCUAGAAUUGGGAUAAUAUUUGCUAUAUAUGAAAUGGAUACAUAAUUAAGCUUCAAUUUUCAAGAACAUUUAUUUUGCUAGAGGUAAAUAAGAUUAAUAAGUGGAAGGAUUAAUAAGUGGAAAGCAUAUUAAAUAGCAUUAGUAAUAAUUGAAAACAUGGACAGUAUUUCACUUUAAACAUAGCUUUCAACUAUAAUUUUAAUCAGGAUUUAUGAUGACAUAACUAAGUUUUAUCUUCAUUUUUUUUAAAAAAAAAAUUCUUUAACGUGCUGAUUUAAUUGGGCUGUGACCUGAUUGCCUUACACUUUUUAUUUUUACUUGAAAAUAGUCACAAUGACUAUAAAUUUGAUGACGGAACUUUUCCAGGUACAGAAGUGUUAAAUCAUUUCCAUGAACACCCUAAUCUCAAUUUACUCAUUUUAUUACCAAAUCAUUUUUUUUUAGUUUUGGAAAAAAUAAAGGGGUUUAUAUUAGUUAAAGAACAAAGGAAAAAUAAUUUUAAAAAGUCUUUCACCAUCACAGCUAUUCCAGCCAAAGCUGAACUUCUUUUGAAUGAAUAAAAAGUUGGAAGAUAUGUUUAUAGUUCUCUUGCAAAUUUGUCCAGUUCUAUUUUCCAUUCUACAGGUUACUUUAGUUUAGAGUUAGGGCAUUUUGUAUUCCUUUGACCUAAAUGUUUCAUGAAUGGAAGGGUUAUUGACUGCUUUUAAGUUGCUUUGAUAUAUUAAAAAAGAACAGUUUCAAGCUGUUUUUUCUUUCUUUAGAAUGUCAGUUACAAUCUCUGCUUACUGCUUCACUGCUUUAAAUGCUGCAGUAUACAAUACUGUUUCCAGUUUUCAAAGCAUUAGGGAUAACUACACCAGACAACGUGGCUAUGAUUUAAUGAGCUAUAAUCCUUAGCAAAACCAAACUGGACUUCUGCUACUAAAAAAUACAAAAUAUUCUUAUUUCAAAAUAAUUUAAAACAAAUAUCAAAAGCUCUCUUCUAAUACAUCAAGAAACAAUCCAUCAAAAUAAAUGGAGCAAUUGAGGGACAAUCAUUUGAUAUGAUAGGCAGAUCUUGCAGUACAAGAAUCUUUUACAGGCAUAAAAAUUCUAUUAAUAGCAACCUUACAUGAACGUUUAAGCAUGUGCUAAAACAUGGAUGAUUGCUUUUUGUGAACACAAAUCACCUGCUUAGGUUUCUGGAUGGGCAUUUCCAAAUCAGCCCCAUGGAAAUAAUACAGGCCACUCUACAAAAGUGCCUAAUAAAUUAGGGCCUCAAAGAUUUAGAUUACAACAGCUUUUCUGAUUUACAACAGCUUUUCUGAUUUGCUGAAUAACAGCACAUCUCUAGAUCAUAUGCCAGCUUUGUUAGAAUUUUAAUUUAAAAACAAUAUGCCUUACAUUAAGGAUUAUGUUAAGGUUGCAUAUUUAUAUUUAUUUAUUUAUUUUGUUAGGUUAUAUAUUUUCUUUAUUUCUUUUCACUGCACCAAAGUCUUUUGUUUUGGGAACUGCUGCUCUUAUAAAUGACUAGGUAUAUAUGUAUGCAUCUGCGUAUUGCUGUAUGUAUUUCCUAGUAUCAUACCUCCAACUUGUUAUUGUAUAAUAUUGUAUGACUAAACAUGUGCAGAGGAUAGGACAAGUAGUAGGGAUUUGGAUGUCAUGACAAGAAACAUUUCCUGGAAAUUGUCAUUCCUUUUCUUGAUAAUCUUGCCCGCUGGAAGGAUACAUCACUUGCAAAGAGAAAGUAGAAAAACAGAAUCUUAAUGGUGGAUUGCUCAGUGUAAAGGUUGUGUGCAAAUUCUUCAGUAAAUAUUACCUAUGCUCAUAAUGAUAGUUUGCAAUAAGAACCUCAAUUUGUGAUUUCAUAUCAAGUCAUUAGCCAAUUUUAGUGCUAGUUCAGGUUUUUCAGAUAUGUUCAAAUGUCUGUAUGUUUGUAUAUGGGAGAACAUUCUGGAUGAGGAACAAUCAGAACGAAGAGCAAGUCAAUUCUCUUUUCCUUCUAAAUUUCUCUCAAACUCUAAACAAAUUUUCUGAAGGAGAUACUCAUGUAACACAGGAAGAAAACAGUUUGGUCAUAUGGGCAAACAUUUGCUCAUGAAACUUCAGAUUUCACCAUCUAGAACAGCGGUGUCAAACUCACAUUGUCAUGUGACAUAUCAGGACUUUUUUCCCCCUUCGCUAAACCGGGUGGGGGGUAGGGCCAGCACGUGACUCAUCCAGCCCUUGGGCUGUGAGUUUGACACCCCUGCUCUAGUAGUUCUUACAGAAUCUAGUGUUAAUUAAACGUGUGUAGAUUUGCUUUUUUGCUAAAGCUAUACUUAUUUUUCCAUUUGAAUAAAGUGAAAUAAUAGAGAUGUCUUACCAACAGACAUUUCUUAACUAUUUGCUAACCUUUCACAUAACAAUCUGACAAUCUGUAGUUUGUUCAUGAGGUUUUAUAAAACUUGAUUAAAUAUGCAGGUUUUAGUUGAAAGGGGUGCUCCCUGGGUAUAAAUAAAUUUAUUUUCAAGUAAAUACAUUUAGAAUUUGUUUGAUCUGUUUUGUCUGCUUUAAAAAUAUAAAUGGACUUCAGUGUUAAUUCUUGGAAGACCUGAUAAUGUUUUCAAAUCAAGCUUUAAAAAUCUGUCAAAGAUGCCCAGUAACAAAAAUCCUUUAAAAUUUAGAAUGGCAUCUUACAAAAGAAAUCUUAUUUUAUUUAUCUGUACAUUUAUGGUUAGGAAUAAAAAAAUAAAAUUUUAAUUUGUAAUGUACCUAAUAUCAGACUUAUAUCAAAAUAAAACUAUUUUCAGUG
Molecule: messenger RNA, 6950 nt
Organism: Pseudonaja textilis
Lineage: Eukaryota; Metazoa; Chordata; Lepidosauria; Squamata; Elapidae
Gene: DNAJB14
Product: DnaJ heat shock protein family (Hsp40) member B14
Biological process (GO): cellular response to misfolded protein
Cellular component (GO): endoplasmic reticulum membrane
Molecular function (GO): Hsp70 protein binding
Source: RefSeq, a predicted model, not a curated record